This is a messenger RNA of Otolemur garnettii (small-eared galago), 4093 nucleotides long. It is a transcript of the gene PARP9, whose product is annotated as poly(ADP-ribose) polymerase family member 9. Gene Ontology annotation, biological process: negative regulation of gene expression; positive regulation of type II interferon-mediated signaling pathway. Gene Ontology annotation, molecular function: transcription corepressor activity; NAD+ poly-ADP-ribosyltransferase activity; ubiquitin-like protein ligase binding. Lineage: Eukaryota; Metazoa; Chordata; Mammalia; Primates; Galagidae. Gene Ontology annotation, cellular component: nucleus; cytoplasm. The transcript has 11 exons. Bases 1201 to 3654 code for a protein of 817 amino acids. The record is from RefSeq and is a predicted model, not a curated record.
UAUUUGAAAGUGAUCUGUGUGGUCAGCACCCAGAGGUGGGUUGGAUAUGGAGCAAAAGAAAAGGUUCAAGAAUUCCUAGAUUUCUGAGCCAAGUAGGUAAAUGAUAUAUCAUUUACUGAGCUGUAGAAUCUAGGAGAUAAAGCAUGGAUUUGAGGAAAGGGAGAUGAGAGAAUGGGAACCAGGAGACAAGGGGUCUAAUUUUGCAGAGGCUCUGUUUGAGGGGACUGAGACAUUCAAGUAGAGGUUGAAAACUGAGGUUCAGAAGAGCCUAGACUUACAUAUAUGGGAGUUAUAUUUGCAAGUGGGGAAUUGAAACCAUGGGAGUGGAUGAGAUCUCCCCUGGAGAGAAUGUAGAGUGAGACGUAAAGUGUCUCUUGGCAGAAUCCUGGGCAAACGAUUUAGGGGCAGGUGGUGGAAGUGAGUCUGGAGAAAGGCCUUUAAAGGCCAAUAAACAGCAGAAGAACCAAGGGAAGAUGCCACAGGAGAAGCCAAGAAAACAGGGUUUCAGGAAUCAAAGAAUGAAACACUGCAGAAAGAUUAGGACAGAAGAAAGUCUAUUGGAGUUACCACAUGGAAGACAGUGAGGAUAUUUUCAGAGGGGUGCUGGGAGUGAGGUGGGGAGCCAGACUAUAGUGGUCUGAGUGGGAAGGUAACAGUAGAGUCAUCUGCUCAUUCCAGAAGGUUAGCUGUUUGUGAAAGAGAAGAAAACAAUAGGAACCAGUGAUGGAAGGUUGAAAAUGCUUUUGUUGAUAUUGUUUUUAAAAUGGAAGAGAGUGAAUGUUUUGGGCAUUAUGCUUCCUGUUUCUCUUUCUUUGGGGUUAAAUGAAUGCCACCCCCACUGCCAAGUUUAUUCCUAGGACUGUCAAGCUGGUCUGAAUACAGAAAGCAGUGCAAUAUCUAAAGCAAAAAGCCCACAGCAAAGCAGACGCUGUUUUCCCUUUUGUGAAAAUAGCAGUGCCCUCUGGAGGCAAAAAUGCAUCUUGUCCUUGAUUUUACAAUUGUACUGAGCUUGGUGCAUUUCCUCUCUGUGCAAUAACUAUAGUGCUCUGAUGCUGUCGAUGGUGGUACAAAAUCAUUUCAGAGGAGCAAAGAUAGCAACAAGUGUGGAAGCGGACCAUUGUAUCUGGGAACUACAGUCUACACUCAGAACUGCAAACGAGAGAAUAGCCAUUAAAGACCGGCCUUGCCUCAACUUGAAGGAUGGACUUUUCCAUGGAUGCUGGAGCUGCAGCUUACAAUGAAAAAUCAGAGACUGAUACUUUCAGAGGAAACUAUAGUUACCAAAUUCCCAUUAAGCACCAUGACUUCAACAUUUUAAAAAAUAAUGAGAGCCUGCUACAUGAAGUCCUCUGGAAUAAGUUUGGCUGUAUCUCUACCCUGGUCUCUCCAGCCCUGGAAGUCAACAGCAAAUCUCUGCAAGUGUUUAGAAAAAAGCUGACUCCUAGGCUAGAGUUAUCUGUCUGGAAGGAUGACCUCACCACACAUGUUGUUGAUGCUGUGGUAAAUGCAGCCAAUGAAGACCUUAUACAUGGGGGAGGCCUGGCCGGGGCCCUGGUGAAAGUUGGUGGCUUUGAAAUCCUAGAAGAGAGCAGAAAAAUUGUUUCCAGAAGUGGUAAAAUACCAGUUGGUGAGAUUGCUGUCACUGGGUCAGGGAAGCUUCCCUGCAAAGAGAUCAUCCAUGCUGUUGGGCCCAUAUGGAGGGAAAUGGAUCCACAGGGAUGUAUCCAUAAGCUGCAGACAGCCAUUAUAAAUAUUCUGGAUUAUGUCAUGUAUAGAAAUACUUCCAUUGAGACAGUAGCAAUUCCAGCAGUGAGCUCUGGGAUUUUCAGGUUCCCUCUGGACUUAUGCACACAGACUAUUGUAGAUACUAUCCAGUUUAAUUUGCAAAACAAGCAAAUGGUCGGUAAUUUGAAAGAAAUUCACUUGGUAAGCAAUGAGGAUCCUACUGUUGCUGCCUUUAAAACUGCUUCAGAACGCGCCUUAGGGAAAAAUGAGCUGGGGCCCUGGAUGAAUCAAGAAGCCACCCAUCCUUCUGAUACAAUGGUUAUGAACAAUCUGACUCUCCAGGUUGUCCAGGGCAGUAUUGAACGCCAAUUGACAGAAGUAAUUGUUAAUUCUGUAGACCCGUUUAGUAGUGUGCCAGGACUUGUGGCACAAUCAAUUGUACAACAAGCAGGAUUUGAAAUGAAAUUGGAAUUAAACAAAAAGAUUAAACCAUCGCGAGUUUUCCCGGAGGUACUGGUCACUGAAGGAUUUAACUUGUCCUGUCGAUAUGUAUAUCAUGUACUAUGGCAUUUAGCAGAUACUACACAUUUGAGAAAGGCUAUGAGCCAGUGUUUGGAAAAAUGCCUCCAGGAAAAUAUAACUUCCAUUUCCUUUCCUGCCCUUGGCACUGGAGGCAUGCGCAUACAGAAGGAAAUAGCAGCACAGACUAUGGUUGAGGAAGUUUUAAGAUUUGCCAAAUACCAUUCAGAAAAACAAUUAACUGUAAACUUUGUGAUCUUUCCAGCAGAAUUGGAUCUAUAUAAGAUUUUCUGUACUGAAAUCACAAAGAAAUCCAAGAUACCAUAUCUCAUCCCCCAGUCGACCAGAGAGGAAAAGAGAGAAAAUGGGCUUGAAGCUCGAUCUCCUGUCAUCAAUCUGACGAGCUGCAAUGAGGAAGAGAUGCAUGAGGCCAAGGCAUGGAUCCAAAGAAUAUUGACCCUCCAGGACCACCACCACAUUGAGAAUAAUCAUAUUCUAUACUUCGGGACAAAGGAACAUGACCUUUUGUCUCAGCUUCAGAAAACUUCAGAUGUCUCCAUCUCAGAGAAUAUCAGUCUGGAAAAGGCAAGGUUAGAGAUUAAAGGAGCCCCAGCUGACCUCAUUGAGGCGGUUUUGUCCAUUGAACAAAUGCUGUGCAAAGUUCAGGAGGAAGUGGCAAGAAAAAAUGAGCAAAGCCUGUGGAGCAUGAUAGGAGAAUGGACUCAUCGGCAACCAAAACACCAGGAUGAAAUCAAAGAAGAGAAUGUCCUAUAUUUUUUGAGAUAUGAAGUGCAUGUAACUCAAGAAAUUCAGGAUCAACAGAAACUGUUUGAAAAAUGUGGUUUGAAGGUUAUAAAGGUGGAGAAGAUAGAGAAUGAGGUUCUCAUGGCUGCCUUCCAAAGAAAGAAGAAAAUGAUGGAAGGGAGACCACAUAAGAACCCCGUGAGCCACAGACUGUUUCAACAGGUUCCACACCAGUUCUGCAAUGUGGUGUGCAGAGUUGGCUUUCAAAGGAUAUACUCAGAGCCCCAUGACCUCAAAUAUGGAGUUGGCAUAUACUUCACCAAGAACCUCAAAAACCUAGCAGACAAGGUCAAGAAGACUUCUGCCGCAAACAAGCUGAUCUAUGUGUUUGAGGCUGAAGUACUCACAGGCUCCUUUUGCCAGGGACAGAAGUCAAAUAUUGUUCCCCCACCAUUGAGUCCUGGAGCCAUGGAUAUUCAUGACAGUGUGGUUGACAAUGUCUCCAGCCCUGAAACCUUUGUUAUUUUUAAUGGCAUACAGGCAAUGCCCCAAUAUUUGUGGACUUGUAUGCAGGAUCAUGUUGGGUUACAAGAUAACUCAUUGAGAUCAAGGAUGCUUUACCAGCAGCCUUGGGGGAGAUUCACAGGUGGCAGCUCUGUUGAUUAAUCCAUAUGUCAUUGUAAUAGCUGGCAUGGCCUUACUUUGGGGAAACUAACAAAAUAAUCACCAUCAAUGACUCAAAGAGUGGUUUGAAUAUGUCAAAUAGGUUAUCUGUAUGGAUUGACUGAGUUAUUGAAGGAGCCAGCCACACACUAGUACCUUAGUGCCUUCAUUUGUGUUUUUAAUCUCUUGGAGUUGGGGUGAGUAAUUACCAACUAAAACACUCAGGACUGUUCCUUCUCCUCACAGCUGUUCUUUCACCUCCUUUGCUAUAGGUAACAGCAAAAAUGUUCUACAUUUAAUAAGAUUUUUCUAGUAUAUAGUCUAAGCCUUUCAUUUUCGAAAAUGAUGAGCAUGUAAACUAUUAGGACAGCAAAAUGAUUUUAGAUUUUCCAGAGAAUCUUAUAACGUGCUUUAGAUAUCAAAAUAAAUAACCUUUGUCUGA